AUGUACAACGCUGUAGUCGCUCGUUACUCCUCCCCUGCCACUGCUGCUCUCGGCCGCCUUAUACUGCCCGAGGUUUCCGCAUUUGCCACAGUCGAUGACCUCAUCACCCACCUUCGCACUAGCGACACUCGCUACCGCGCCGCGCUUAAAGCCGAGUUCCUAGACAAGAACCCGCCCCCGAUGUACAUCACUCUCUACUUCAUCGUCACCCGCCUCCCUGACUCUCUUCGCGCAGUCAGGGACCACUUUCUCGCCCUUGACCCUAUAGACCUCACUGUCGACGAAUUCGAGAAGCACCUCCUUGCAGUUGAGACUAGCAUAGUCGCUGUAGGUGCUGCUCGUGGCACUCCUCGCACUCCCUUCUUUGAGGGGUGUUCCCCCUCCCCCCUUGCCCCCUCCUACGCUUCUGCUGCUGCUGUUGACUUCCUUGGUGCUGAGAAGGUCGGGGCUGCGUCUGCUCCUAGUGGGAGGCGCCGCAGCGGCAAGGGCAAGGGAGGCAAGAGUGGUGGAGAUGGGGAUGGGGGAGGCGGUGGUGGAGGUGGUGGAGGCGGUGGAGGUGGCAGUGGUGGCGGUGGGAGUGGUGGCGGGACUGGGGGCGUUGGCGGCGGCGGUGGUGGCAGCGGUGGGAGUGGUGGCAGCGGUGGUGGCACCAGUGGGUGUGGUGGCGGCAGUGGGAGUGGUCGCGGCGGCAGUGGUGGCGGUCGGGGUGGAGCCGUUCAGAGGGGAGGUGGUGAGUUCUCCUCCGACCUCUUGCGAGACUUUUGUUGUGGGGAGGGCAUCCUCCAAUCGUUCACGCUUCCGGCCUCCCCGCAGCAGAAUGGGGUUGCUGAGCACCGCAUUGGCCUAGUCAUGGAGGUGGCUCGUACCUCCAUGAUCCAUGCAGCUGCUCCCCAUUUUCUGUGGCCGUUUGCGGUCCGGUACGCUGCGCAUCAGCUCAACCUCUGGCCCCGCGUCUCCUUACCGGAGACCUUGCCUACACUGCGUUGGACGGGGGAGGUUGGCGAUGCGUCGGUGUUCCGGGUCUGGGGCGCUCGUGCCUUUGUCCACAAUACCUCCGCGGACAAGCUCUCCUCCCGCGCCAUUCCCUGUGUCUUCCUUGGCUUCCCCCCUGACGCGCCUGGCUGGCAGUUUUACCACCCCACCUCACGCCGUGUCUUGACUGUCCUCUCGAGACAUCACGGUCCUGCUCCUUCAGGUGUGUCUCAGGUAGACCCACUCCCCUUGGUUGAGCCUGUCGAGGUCACUGGUGACUCAGGUGCUGCUAGGAGUGGUGCUGCUCGGGGUGCUGCGUCUGGGGGUGCUGAGCCUGCGGGUGCGGAGCCUGGGGGUGCUGAGCCUGCGGGUGCGGAGCCUGGGGGUGCUGAGCCUGCGGGUGCGGAGCCUGGGGGUGCUGAGCCUGAGCGUGCAGAGCCUGGGGGUGCUGAGCCUGAGCGUGCGGAGCCUGGGGGUGCUGAGCCUGCGGGUGCGGAGCCUGGGGGUGCUGAGUCUAGGGGUGUUGCGUUUGCUGGAGGUCCUAUGGGUGCCUUGUCUCGGCGGUCUCCCCGGCGGGAGCCUCUCUCAUUACAGCAACUGCACGAGCGGUAUUCACAGCGCACCCACCUUCGGAGUGGCGCUACUGGAGCUGAAGACCUUGCCUCUAGAGCCCCUGCUCCUGUAGACGCUGGAGCUGGAGAGGUGCUGGUGGUGCUGGCACUGCUGGUCCCGGAGGUGCUCGUACUGGAGGUACUGGAGCUGCCGGAGCUGGUGGUGAUGCGGACACUGGAGCUGGAGGAGCUGGAGGACCUAGGGCUGGUAACCCUGGAGCUGGAUCUGAUGGAGCUGGAGGCGCUAGAGCUGGAGACGCUGGGGCUGGAGGCGUUGGAGCUGGUGACACAGGAGCUGGAGGCGCUAGUGCUGGAGGCGCUGGAGCUUGAGGUUCUGGGGUUGCUGGAGGCGCUGGAGCUGCUGGUACUCGUACUGGAGGUGCUCGUACUGGAGGAGCUGGUGCUGGUGGUACUGCACAGCCGCGACUGUUCUUCGCUUUGCUGUCACCGUCGUCUCUGCCACCGCCUGCCUCAGUGCUUCACCAGUUACAGCCAGACUCCCCACUGCCUGCUCCUUCUCCUUACACUGAGCAGACAGACUCUCUUACAGAGCCUGAGCCUGAGCCUGAGCCUCGUCCUGCCUCGCCUGUUCGCACUGUUCGCACUGGUCGCCGUGUUCCUCGUCGGCGUCCUCCUUCUGUUCCCGGCACUCACACUAUGGUACUUCGUCCUUCCUCUGUUCCACAGCGUAUCCCCCUACUGUCUCCUCUUGCGUCCUCUCUUCCGCACGUUCCGGACCCUGAGUCUGACUUGCUUGUCGACUUUGCUGCUGCAUGUGUGUCGUCUCGACCACGCCGCUAGUCUUGUUGCUGAGUCUAAGUCUGUCUGUCCUCCGUCCAUCGGGGGUGAGUGUGCUCUUGGCACGGACGUCCUUGAAGACAGGCAGGAGGCCUUUGAGUGCCUUGCAGCUACUGUACCUCAUCUCGUGGCCAUGCUGCUUGCACCUGAGGGAGACCCGGAUGCUUUAGACAUCCCGACCCCGCGCUCUUACACAGAGGCAAAUACGGGUCCCUACUCCUCUCAGUGGCAGACAGCCAUGGACGCAGAAAUGGCAUCCUGGAAGUCCACAGGCACUUACAUCGACGUUGUUCCCCCUCCUUGGGCGAACAUAGUCGAUGACAUGUGGAUUUUCAGGGUGAAGCGGCCGCCGGGUUCUCCGCAUGUCUUCAAGGCUCGUUACGUUGCACGAGGCUUUAGUCAGUGA
Molecule: messenger RNA, 2787 nt
Organism: Closterium sp. Yama58-4
Lineage: Eukaryota; Viridiplantae; Streptophyta; Zygnematophyceae; Desmidiales; Closteriaceae
Source: the annotation of a GenBank genome assembly